AUGUCUUCAACAAAACGGCAAGGAAUAUUCAAGGAUCAAAACCCCUUGUAUAAAUUAUACAAAAAUGAGGAUAUUGCUCACUACAUCCCUCACAAUAAAAGACAUACUAUAACUUAGUAUAUGGGAAAAGUCAAUCUCCUUAUGGGUUCAAACACCAAUAAAGAUGACUAGUUCCAAUCAAUACAAACAUCAACCUUCAAAAAAAAUGACACGACCGAAUAUAAGGAGACAGUAAACGACCGAAGCAAAGUUAGUGCAUAGAUAAAGAACUUUCAUCUGAAGGAGAAGAUGUAUGUAGGAAAUGAGAAACCUCAAUCGGAAACUAGUGGAAUAAUGUCCCAGCCAGUUCAGGAAUUAGAUCGUUAAAAAGAUUAUGCUGAAAAAAGACAAGUUGUCAACUAGCUUAAAAACAGACUGCGAUCAUCAAAUUUCUAACUAGGAUCACAGAAUGACAAAAUUAACAGAUAGGAGAUUGAGGAACAGUACAAUAAGGAUUUUAAGGAAAUUUAUAAACAAGCUUUGACAAAGUCACCACCGCCUCAUAAAAACACAUCAACUAUUAAAAUGAGUCCAGCUUAAACUAUGAAAUUUGAGCCAUUUACAGAUUAUCUUGAUGUGAAUAAAAUGAAAAAAGAGGCUUUAGAGUAAGUUGAAAGACCUGUCAACCAAUCAGCUUUGAAGUAAAGCUCAAUAAGAUUUUCAUACAAUUAAAAAGGCAAAAGCCCCUUUUCCCAUAGAGGUUAGAGCCUCAAUUAUGAUGAGGCCAUGUCAACACAGGGAGCAAACAGUAGAGGUUUUUCUACAAAGCUUUCUCAAACAAGCCUUUCAAAUAGAUAUGAAGAAGUUGAUAAUAAUCUGAAUAAUUCAAAUAAUUUGCAUAUCAAUAAGAUUCUAAAAGCUUAAAAUGAACACUCACCCAGAACAUAUUUAACUUCAGGAAUAGGUCAAGCAAACUAGCCAGAUUUCCAAACAAUAAAUGUUAAGCAUCAGUUGAAUCUGGAUAAGUUUGAUGCCAGUCAGCAUAAAGAAGCUAGAGACUUGAGAGCCAAGAUGAGAUCAACUACUUAUUCAAUAGGCAGAAAAGGAGAGCCAAUUACACCAUAAUUAUAUGCUAGCUAGGCUCCUACACCACAACAAUUUUCACCAGACAAGCAAAGAGAAUAGGAUUAUAGAUUCGUGAAUCCUAAUCUAAUUAAGAAUUUGAACGUUGCUUAAGCUUAAAAUAUAAGUGAUAAGACUUAGAGAUUUAAUACUAUGCAUGGCAGUUACUACAAUACAUUCUACACUAAAGGGAAUAAUUAAGUUCAAUCACCGAUUGAUAGGCAAAUAAGAACCACAAAGGAACUCAAAAGUGAGUUAUUGGGUCAUGCCUUUGAGUUAGGGUUUGACGCAAAUGGCGGAGCUAAGAUUCCAGAUCCACUUCAUAGCAAAGCUGCUUCAAUUGACAUUUUAAAUCAAUCUUAUGGCAAUAAGAAUGCUAAGGAUGCUUUUAAGAUGGUUGCAGAGAAAUAGAAUUUCAAGAUUUCUCAAAAUAUAGGCAAAAGCGUAGAGGUGAAUGUUUGGAAUAAAUUUGAAGGCAAGAACUAUGGAACUGGCAGGCCAGUUAAUAACAUUAUUGAUCAAGAAGCACUAAAGAGAUCAAAUGUUCCUUUCGGUAUGAAUACUCCUCAGAUUGUUAGAGAAUAGCAAGUUCAAGAUCUUAACCCCAAAACCCUCACUUCAUUCUCACCUGACAUCAUAAACAAAAAGACUAAUGUUGGAAACUUCUAUCACAAGAUUGCAGAAUAAUUCAAACAAUCCAAAGUUCCGUUUUCUCCAGACCUUAGAAAAUCUAAUUUCAAGCCAGAUGAAUCGUUCACAAAUUCGUUUUAUAAGACUUAGUUUGAAUGGAAGCAACCAAAGUUCGAUAUGUCACAUUGA
This is a messenger RNA of Stylonychia lemnae, 1920 nucleotides long. The record is from the annotation of a GenBank genome assembly. Lineage: Eukaryota; Ciliophora; Spirotrichea; Sporadotrichida; Oxytrichidae.